CAUAUAUUUAAUAUUUUUAUCGCUUUUUUUUUAAUUUAAUCUAUGCUUAAUUUAUUCAGUAAAAAUAUUGGCAUUUACUUAAAAAAUUAUAAACAAUAUUCAACUAAAAUGAGUUUAAAUUUAGCUAAAAAAAUUGCUGCUUAUAAAGCAGUUGAUGAAUGGGUAAAAGAUAAAACAGCAAUUGGUAUUGGAAGUGGGUCAACUGUUGUUUUUGCAGUACAAAGAUUAGCUGAACGUGUUCAUAAUGAUAAUUUAAAAGUUGUUUGUGUUCCAACCAGUUUUCAAGCAAGACAAUUAAUUAUUGAAAAUGAUUUAGAGUUGAGCGAUUUAGAUCGUAAUCCAAUCUUAGAUAUUGCUAUUGAUGGUGCUGAUGAAGUAGAUUGCGAUAAAACAUUAAUUAAAGGUGGUGGUGGUUGUUUGUUACAAGAGAAAAUUGUUGCAUCUUGUGCUGAAAAACUCAUUAUUGUGGCUGAUUAUACAAAAGAUUCAAAGAAAUUAGGACAACAAUAUAAAAAAGGAAUACCAAUAGAAGUUGUACCAAUGGCAUAUAUACCUAUUCAAAAAAAAAUUGCAAAAAUGUUUGGAGGUGAAUUAAAAUUAAGAAUGGCUGUAGUUAAAGCAGGUCCAUGUGUAACAGAUAAUGGUAAUUUUAUCUUAGACUGGAUUUUUGAUGAAAAUACUAUUUAUAAUUGGAGUAGUGUUAAUAGAGAAUUACUCUUGAUACCAGGUGUUAUUGAAACUGGUUUAUUUAUUGAUAUGACAGAAAAAGUUUAUUUUGGUAUGGAAGAUGGCAGCGUUAAGGAAAAAAUUUAAUAUAACUUGCAAUAUAUUUCUUUUAAUUUUUAUAUUUUGAUAUAUUUUUUUUAUAAUUUUGCGGAAGGUACUUAUAAAUACCUAGGCUUGCUCGAAUGAGAAUAAUUUCAAUAAAUUUUAUAUUUUUUUUUAUAGAAAACUAAAAAAUUUUGUUUGUGUUAUUCAAAAAUUAAACUUUGUAUAAACAUAGAUACAUACUUAAAAAUAUAAAAAA
This is a messenger RNA of Condylostylus longicornis, 1027 nucleotides long. RefSeq names its product ribose-5-phosphate isomerase (gene Rpi). The transcript has a single exon. Gene Ontology annotation, biological process: pentose-phosphate shunt, non-oxidative branch; D-ribose metabolic process. Gene Ontology annotation, molecular function: ribose-5-phosphate isomerase activity. The coding region runs from base 43 to 813 and encodes 256 amino acids. The record is from RefSeq and is a predicted model, not a curated record. Lineage: Eukaryota; Metazoa; Arthropoda; Insecta; Diptera; Dolichopodidae. Gene Ontology annotation, cellular component: intracellular membrane-bounded organelle.